Molecule: messenger RNA, 2803 nt
Organism: Engraulis encrasicolus (European anchovy)
Lineage: Eukaryota; Metazoa; Chordata; Actinopteri; Clupeiformes; Engraulidae
Exons: 8
Coding region: 201-1454 (417 amino acids)
Molecular function (GO): GTP binding
Source: RefSeq, a predicted model, not a curated record
GCAUAUCACAUAACAACUUUAAUCAGUGGCCAAAGUAAACGAGUAGUGAACAUCUGUAUAUUCUGGGUUUUGUAACAACUAAGAUCCAGGGUUUUGUAAUGCUUUCACUUGAUCGCCUUAUAAGAAUUGCUCCGGCAGCAAGCUGUCGCACAUGAUUGGGGCGGCGCUUUGUUUGGGGAAAGCAGCGCGUCGAGCAAAACAUGGAAUGUGACUGCAAACCAGACAGCCCUUGUUCUUCAACUUCAAGAUGUGGAGAAGAUUCUUAUUUUGAGUCAACAGCCAAAGGUCUGUGGCUAGAUGCCAACACCUUGUUGACGGGAUUAAUUUCAGUUGUGGGUUUUCUGAUUUUCAGAUUCUCACAAGGUCUUCCAGCUUUACUUCGUUGGCCAAUUCGUAUCCUAUGCUCUUUGACUGGUAUAUCAUCUUUGUGGAGCUGGGUAACAAAUCUAACUAAAACUGUCCGUGGGCUCCAGACACUGUUCCACUGGCUUGCUCGUUUUGGCCGUUUCCUCUAUGCUCUGCUAUCAAAGCUCACCUGGGUACCUGCUCUCAUCAGAGCCAUCGCAGGAGUGUUGGUGUCGAUUAAGAAUGGGCUGGAAUUCAUAGUGAACAUAAAGCAACGUGUAAAAGGACCGUCCAAAAACAAACAGGCCGAAGCACUCACCACCUCCAGCAUCCCGGUUCUUGGGCCUACACUUGGUGACCAGGGCUUGCGAGUCAUCGUGGUCGGACCGCAGCGAAAAGCCCGUCUCUCGCUGGUCAGCAUUCUGCUCACCCCGCCGUCCUCCUCUCCAAAGAAACAAAGUGAUGCUGCACAGGAGUGCCAGAGCUGGAGAACCAUGGCCGCCGGCAGCGGACGAGAGGUGACCAUCGUGGACACCCCGGACCUGCUGGGCAAAAGAGGCGGCAUGAGCCCAGCACAGAGGGCCCGAGAGGCCCUACGCAGCCUUCAGCUGGUCAGCCCUGGCCCCCACGCCUUCCUGCUAGCCCUCCCGUGCCCCAGCGCCAACGGCUCCAAGGCGGGGGAAGGAAGAGACUUCAGGGAGGCGGCUGACGCCCUGCGCGCCCUGGCGGAACUGGUGGGCGAGGACGCCCUGGCGCACGUGCUGGUCGUGCUCCUCGCUCAGCCCGAAGGUUGGGCACGGUCGCGGACACAGACACAGACACUCACACUCUCUCAAUUAUUGGAAGAGAACGCUGGUGGUGGUGGAGGGCUAAGGGAGGUGCUGUCCAUGUGCGGCCAAAGGGCAGAGCUGGUGGCUGGGACGCAGGGGAGCGAUGGUGGGGCUGGUGCUGGUGCUGCCUCCAGGAUCAUGGAGAGGGUGGUGGAGAUGAGGGCGCUGCAGGGGCAUUAUGUGCACGAGCUCCAGCGCAGGGAGGAGCGCAUCAGGCAAGAGCUCCUGGCCGACAUGGCUCACGUACUGACAAAGAAGUUGGAGGGGAAGUGGGGUUAAAACCUUCGUGCAUGACACUUUUGAUUCAAUGCAUUUGAAGCAGGGCAGGUGUCUUCCCAUGGCACAGGCAUAGAUAUACACUUACAGCGUAAUUGUGAUGUUUUUGCAAAAAAGACUUAUUACAAGAUUGUUUUCACCAAAAUGGUAAUGACCAAGUCGGAGCCUCAUAAUGCACACCGCUCCGCCAGUGGAACGCUGUAAUAGUCUUUGGAAAUACUUAAUGACGUAGUAGGGUGCUACUAUAAAAGUUGUUACAUGGUCUUUAGUAAUGCAUAAUGUAUUACUGCCCUUCUUGGUACCGACUUGGUUAUUGCCAUUCUUCAGCGAAGUCAUCACAGGAGGGAGCCAUGUAUUACGAGUUGAAUCUGUCACUUAAGACCUUCAGUAAUGUCAUAGCACUGUUGUUAUAAUGUAGUUGUGAGUGAGUGGGCCCCAUCUGCACAAAGAGGCUACAGGCAAGCAAUUAUGCGGAGGCCACAUGAAACGCUGUCAAAAUGUGACUGUUAGUUUAGAUGCAGCACCCCCAAUGGACCAGAGAAAUCGGUAUCUGAGUAAGCCUUGAAGCUACCCAGGGAUCACACACACACACACACACACACACACACACACACACACACACACACACACACACACACACACACACACACACACGUGUACGUAAGCAGUGUUUUGCUGCGUUCUCGUUGACAUUACAUUGAAUGAGGUCAUGUGCUGCUGCACUGAAUUGUGGCCUUGCUUGCAUUGCAUUGGUUGAGAAGUGUUGAACUUUUGGCUUUUGGCACGUGUGCAUCAGUCAAUGAAAUAGUUGUUGCAAAUGACCCACCGCCCUCCAUGGAUACACCAAUUAGGUUUGUAAGGGGGUGCUGUGGCGCAUCGUGUUGAGCACCCAUACCAUGUGCGGAGGGGUCCCCGAGUACGGGUCUGACCUGGGUCGUUUCCCAGCCCUGUCCCAUCUCUCUCCCCGCAGCUGUCCUGGCACAUCUUCUCUGUAGUGUCAUGGUGGAGGCACGUAAAUGCCCCAAAAAGUCGCUCUGAAAAGUAAAGAAAAGGAGAAAAAAAGCAAGUUCGGAGGACUGGAGUACCUCUGUAGUUCCACUUCCAGCCUGUGGUGUGAACAAAAACGAAAACUACUAAAGAAAACAUCUGAAAACUUGUCAAACACUGACUUGGAACAGAUCAUCAUCUCUGGUGAUAUGUAGGCCUACCUCGGGUUCAUUUGUCACUACAAGCACUUCCUUUGUGUGAUAUCUUUUACAUACGAUUUUACAUUAAUACUACUGGUGUGUGUGUGUGUGUGUGUGUGUGUGUGUGUGCGUGCGUGCGUGCGUGCGUGCGUGCGUGCGUGCGUG